AUGCCGCAAGACGAUAAUAGAACCGAGAAAGCUGACUUCAACGUCAGGCCCCCCAAGUAUUUCAUGCCAAAUAACAAUGAAAAUGUGGCUCGGGCUUGGAAGUUAUGGCUCCAGCAGUUUGAAUGGUACGCAAUAGCCACUCUAUUAGCUGAGAAAAAGCCAGAAGUGCAAGUUGCAGUGUUCAUGUCGUGCAUUGGACCCGAUGCUGCAGUAAUAUACAACACCUUCAAUUUGUCAGAUUCGGAGGCAAAAGUACUUAGCACUGUUAAAGAAAAGUUCACCAACUAUUAUACACCAAAGAUAAACGAAACGUAUGAAAGAUAUAUGUUCAACAUAUUAAAUCAAAAGGAGGGCCAAUCUUUUGACGAAUUUGUUACGGAAUUACGAAGCAAAGUAAAAAAUUGUGGAUAUGGCACCUUAGAAGAGAGUCUUCUACUUAAUACAUUAAGGAAAGAAGAUGAAGAAAAAGAUGAAGAAGGUUUUGUUGUGUCAUCAUUAGAUGUGGAUAGAGAUGUUGAUGUAGAUGACUGGUAUGAGCAAGCAUCCAUGCCAAACAAUGUCACUGUCAAAUUCAAGCUGGAUUCAGAUGCACUGCAAAAAGAAGAUGAUUUGUUUGAAGGUAUAGGCUGCCUAAAGAAAUAUAAAUAUGAUAUUGAUUUGGUUGAUGACCCCAAACUACCCAUAUGCCCGGCACGGAAGAUACCACAUACAAUCAGACAACAAGUGAAAGAAGAACUGGACAAUAUGGUUCAACAGAAGAUAAUCAAACCGGUUAUGAGCUCACUGAUUGCUGAUAUUAAAAAUACGGAAGUAUCAAUGGACGACGUGCUAGUACAUGCUGCCAGUAGAGAAGAGCUAGAAAAGAAUACACAAAAAGUAUUAGAAAAGUUCAGAAAAGCAGGCCUUAAACUAAAUAAAGAAAAGUGUGUAUUCAGCACUCAGGAAGUCAAAUUUCUGGGGCACAUUGUUACAAGUGAAGGUUUAAAACCUGACCCUGAAAAAAUAGAAACCAUCACAAAGAUUAAAAGACCGGAAAAUGUAAAAGAAUUACAAAGAUUCCUCGGACUAAUAACCUAUAUGUCCAAAUUUAUAAAAAAUAUGGCUGAUAUUACCAACCCAUUAAGACAAUUAUUACAAAAAAAUAUAGAAUGGUUUUGGGACCAACCACAGGAAGAGGCUUUCUUGAAGCUAAAAGACCUUCUAAAGAACCCACCUGUUCUUGGAUAUUAUAAUCCCAAAGCACCAAUCUUACUGUCGGUGGAUGCAAGUAGUUACGCCUGUGGAGGAGUUCUAAUUCAAAACGACAAACCAAUUGCUUACUGUGCAAAGUCCUUUACUAAGACAGAACAGGGCUACAGCCAACUAGAAAAGGAAGCCAAUGCAAUACUAGUGGCAUGUAAGAAGUUUCACACAUAUAUUUGGGGCUGCAAAGAUCUGACAAUUGAAUCUGAUCACAAACCUCUAGAGACAAUUUUUAAAAGGCCUCUAACUGAUGCACCACCCAGGCUACAAAGAAUGCUGUACCAAAUAUUACCAUACAAUCCAAAAGUCGUAUAUAAAAAAGGCUCAGAGAUGUAUGUAGCUGACACACUCAGCAGAGACUGUGAAAGCCUGAGCAGUGAAGAUUUAAACCCAGAAAAUUUACAGAUAUGUACAAUAGUACCAUUCACAAAGCCGCGCCGAGAAGAACUGGAAAAUGAAACAGAGAAAUGUGAAGAACUCGCUGAAUUGAAAAAAGUAAUACUAAAAGGAUGGCCUAAAACAAUAGAGGAACUACCUGAGAAUUUGAAAAAAUACUGGUACUACCGAGAAACACUUAGUGUGUACAAUAACAUCAUUUUCAAGAAUGACAGAGUUUUAGUGCCUAAGUCAAUGGUGCCUCUAGUAAUGAAGCACUGUCACUUAAGUCACAAAGGUGUUCAAGGAACCCUAAGACUUGCACGCGAUAAUGUAUUCUGGCCAGACAUGGCAAAGGACCUAACCGAAUACAUCAAAACUUGCAAAGCCUGUGCUAAAAUACAAAAGGACAACCAAAUGGAGCCUAUCGUAAUACAGAGAGCACCAGAGCGGCCCUGGAGUACAGUAGCAACCGACUUAUUCCAUUUAAAAGGGAAAGAUUACAUUGUUAUUACAGACAGCUUCUCAGGCUUCUUUGAUUUCAAGGAAUUGAAUGGUAUAACCAGUACUAACAUAAUAAAAGAAUUAAAGUCAUGGUUUGCACUAUUUGGAAUACCUGAUGUACUAUUGUCGGAUGGAGGUAGUCAAUAUAACUGCCAGGAAUUUAAACUAUUUCAAAAACAAUGGCAAUUUGAGCACAGAAUUUCUAGUCCGCAUUUUCCUCGUUCAAAUGGGCUCGCUGAACGCUAUGUACAAGAGGCGAAGACCCUAAUGAAGAAAUGCAUUGAAGACAACACAGACAUACAAUUGGCACUGCUACAUCACCGGAACACUCCACGUUUAGACCUCGGGUCUCCAGCACAAAGAUUAUUUAACAGACGAACUAAAACAUUGCUGCCAACCAAUGAAAAACUGUUUACACCUAAAGUUGUUAGAAAUAUCACUAAGAAACUAAACAAGAUAAAAGAAAAUGAAAAAAGAAAUGCAGAUAAAGGAAAGAAGGAAAAUAAGGAAUUCAUUAGUAAGGAGAAAGUAAUGCUAAGACAAGGACAUCAACAAUGGGUUCCUGCAGAAAUAGUAAUGCCAGAAGGACAUCGCUCAUAUAGAGUACAGACAGAAGAUGGAGCUAUGUAUAGAAGAAAUGCGUGGCACCUAAAAAACACUGCCACGUCUCUCGACAUUAAUCCCAACUUGUUCGCAGAUUCCCCCACAGCUGUCCAGGAACCUGUGACGAAUAAUCCGUCUGUACCAGCAGCGCCAACUCUUACACAGCAGGCGCCUCCUGAAGAGCAAACGCAGACCAUGCAACCUGCGGCGUUAACCACAGCGCCAGAGUCUGCGCUCACAGCUCCAUCACGCACAACCCGCAGCGGACGCGUGGUGAAGACUCCAAACAAAUACCUGUGA
Molecule: messenger RNA, 3024 nt
Organism: Pectinophora gossypiella (pink bollworm)
Lineage: Eukaryota; Metazoa; Arthropoda; Insecta; Lepidoptera; Gelechiidae
Exons: 4
Coding region: 1-3024 (1007 amino acids)
Biological process (GO): DNA integration
Molecular function (GO): nucleic acid binding
Source: RefSeq, a predicted model, not a curated record